Odontomachus brunneus is the source of this 1738-nucleotide messenger RNA. RefSeq names its product angiotensin-converting enzyme-like. The coding region runs from base 70 to 1737 and encodes 555 amino acids. The record is from RefSeq and is a predicted model, not a curated record. Gene Ontology annotation, molecular function: metallopeptidase activity; peptidyl-dipeptidase activity. The transcript is spliced from 9 exons. Gene Ontology annotation, cellular component: plasma membrane. NCBI's taxonomy places the organism in Eukaryota, Metazoa, Arthropoda, Insecta, Hymenoptera, Formicidae. Gene Ontology annotation, biological process: proteolysis.
GGACGAUAUUGCUGUGUCUUUUCGUUUCGUAAAAUAUAGGAUUUAAUUCGCGAAAAUCUUCGCGAAAAUAUGUUUUUUCUUUGCCUCGCAACGUGCAUUGUUCUUCAUUCCAUGGACGCAUUGGACACGUUCGAUCAUGAAACAAGGACUUUACUCAAUCGGAUGGACAACUCGUUCGAAUUCCUGAAUCAAGCAACUGCCAAUCUUGAGUGGAAAAUCCUCAGGAACGCUUCGGUCGUGUCGUCAGACGUGUACGCGUCUGUCUUUCAACUGAGGCUGAAAUGGAAGAGUCAUGGGUGCGCGGAGUUGAUGAAUAUUCAGAAUAGUGGAGUAUUUAUAAACAGACGAUUAUUGCAUUUUAUGUGUCAUGGACCAAAGUACACGGAUAAGAUGAUGAGGAAAAUCUCCAUUAUUAAGGAGUUAUUAUCUUCUACCUACGACUUCGCACGGAUUUGCAAAAUCGAGGAUCACGGACGGAGAUGUUAUUACGGCGAGUCGGACGUGACGAAGUUAAUGGCGACUUCGAGAGACGAGAGGGAACUGCGUUGGGCUUGGUCCGCUUGGAGGGAUCGUAUGAGCGGCAUGAAGUGGCCCUUCGCGCAGCUGGUCGUUCUUGAAAAUGAGGCAGCGCGAAGUAACGGCUACACGGAUGUCGGAGCGUAUUGGAGGGAAGAAUUCGAAAUCCCGAACUUGGAGAGCGUAUUCGAGGAGAUGUAUCGACGUGUCAAGCCUUUAUAUCGUCUUCUUCACGCUGUCGUGAGAUUUCAACUCGCGAGACUGUAUCCUAACGUUGUCGACACGUCUCAAGCGAUACCUGCUCAUCUAUUGGGCAACUUAUGGUCGCAGAGUUGGGAAGCGUUGAUCGACGUGGUGUUUCCGAAUUAUACCGCGAUCAUGCCGGAUCUGAUGGAUUCGAUGAGGCGGCAAAAUUACAGUAUAACGGAGAUGGUGAGAGAGGCGGAAAAUUUCUACGUCUCCCUUGGAUUCCCGUUGUUGACGUCGGAGUUCUGGAGGAAUUCUGUAUUCGAACGAGGGGCUGGUGAAGCCUCCAACUGUCAUGCGACUGCUGUUAACAUGUACAAGAGAAAUGACUUCAGGAUCUUUGCAUGUCUCGAGACGAAACCGCAAGAUUUCAACGUUAUUUAUCAUGAGUUAGGUCACAUACAAUACUACAUGGCAUACCAGAACCAACCGUCGUUCUUCAAGAAUGGCAUCAACACCGCUUUCCACGAGUCGGUGGGCGAUGCGAUCGCAUACGGUGCGACUUCUCUUCGACAUAUGCGGCGUUUGGGCUUGGUACGUGACACAUACGCAUCGACUGAUUUAUUAGAGACAGCAGUUCUCGUGAGACAAGCUCUGCUGAAAAUACCGCAGUUGUUGAGCGGACUGGUAAUAGAAAAGUGGAGAUGGUCGGUGUUCUCCGGCAGAACGAAGUCUUGGGAGUACAACAAAGUGUGGUGGGACCUGCAUCGUCGCUACAUGGGCAUCGCACCGCCAUCGCUAAGAUCUGAAAAGUUCUUCGAUGCCGCGGCGAAGUAUCACGUUUCCCAUGGUAUACCUUAUGCCAGAUAUUAUCUAGCAAGUUUCCUGCAAAUUCAACUGUUUCAAGGAAUGUGCAAGGCGUCCACAGGUCUGAAAGUCGACUCCACGAUAUUCAAUACGAACUUCCACAAAUGUGACAUUUACGGAUCAAAAGAAGCGGGAAGGAUUUUAAGGUUUGAAGCAAUCGCCAUCUAAU